Salvia miltiorrhiza (redroot sage) is the source of this 1473-nucleotide messenger RNA. Its product is annotated as protein SRG1-like. NCBI's taxonomy places the organism in Eukaryota, Viridiplantae, Streptophyta, Magnoliopsida, Lamiales, Lamiaceae. The transcript is spliced from 4 exons. Bases 244 to 1272 code for a protein of 342 amino acids. The record is from RefSeq and is a predicted model, not a curated record.
GAGUAGAAAUUUGUGUAUUUCAAGGUUAAUUUUUAAGUUAAUUUCCAAAACAAGAAAUUCGUGAAGGUUUAUCUCUUUGCGCUGUUGCUCCUAAAAUAAAAUGAAUAAUUUACCGACGGCACUUGUUUAUUGAUUACGACAAAGAUAUGAUUGAUGAUAACAUCAAUAUCUAUAUAAACUCCAGCGCUUUUAUGCAGUUAUGAUACAACACCCAUCUCCCUUUACACAAAUUAAGCAAAAAAAAUGGCCACCGCUGUUGUGAGUGCCGUCCAAGAACUAUCCGGCGCCGUGAGCAGCCCGCCGGAGAAAUACCUACUGAAAGACGGGAUCGGCGGCCCCGAGUUCCCGGUUCUCGCAGUUCCCGCCAUUGAUCUCACUCUUCUCUCUGCAUCAUCUCCUCAAGGGGAAAGGGAGCUGGAGAAGCUCAAGCUUGCUUUCAGCUCUUGUGGUUAUAUUCAGGUGGUGAAUCAUGGCAUGGAUGACGCCUUCUUGGACGAGGUGCAUGGUGUGACCAAGGAGUUCUUCUCACUCCCAAUGGAAGAGAAGAUGAAAAGCGCGAGGCCCAAAGAUGAUAUUGAUGGCUAUGGGAAUGACACUGUUUACUCAGACACCCAAACUCUUGAUUGGAAUGAUAGGUUGUACCUUAAUGUCAAACCUGAUUCUAGCAGAAAACUCAAAGUAUGGCCACAAAAUCCCAGUAAUUUUAGGAAAGUAUUAUUGGAGUUCACAGCGGAGCUGGAAAAGCUGAAUGAGGCGAUAUUGAGGGCGAUGGCGAAGUCCCUAAAAGUGGAGGAGGAGUGCUUUAUAAAGCAGAUGGGGGAGAAUCAGACGGUGCUUUCGCGGUUCAAUCUGUAUCCGCCGUGCCCGCGGCCGGACGCGGUGCUGGCCGCCAAAGCGCACGGCGACGCCUCCGCCAUGACGUACCUGUUGCAAGAUAACAAAGUGGAAGGGCUUCAAACUCUGAAAGACGGCGUCUGGUACAGAGUUCCCAUCAUUCAUAAUGCUAUCGUCGUCAACGUUGGUGAUCAACUCGAGAUAAUGAGUAAUGGAAUAUUCGAGAGCCCGAUACACAGAGUUGUGACAAAUCCAGAGAAAGAGAGGAUUACCAUAGCAAUUUUCUUCAGCCCUGACCCAACCAGCGAAGUUGGGCCUCAUGAAGGACUAAUUAAUGAAAAGAGGCCCAAAUUAUUCAAGAGUGUUGUUGAUUACACUGGUAACUAUUUCCAGUCUUUUCAGACAGGGAAAAGGCCCAUUGACCUUCUCAGACUUUAAUUAUGUACUCUACUAAUUAAUCAACCCAAAAAAUAAAGCAAUCCACGUAUUUGGAGAGAGAGAGAGAGAGAGAGAGAGUAUGUAUUUGGUAUUUUGGAUAUUUCAUAGUUCAUAGUGGAGUUCCUGCAGUGUGUUUCCCUGAAAUAAUAGACGAUUUUAUUAAAAGAAUUUUAAAAUAGUGAUAAUUUAUUAGCCGAUCAA